AUGCUUAAAUCAGUAGUUGCAACUUCACUGUCCCUCAGUCUGGGGGUAUUUGGAUCUGCAAAUUCCUCCGAUAUUGACCCGAUUAACAACUUUUGCAAGAGACUGAGCCAUCAGUCGGUGAUUAAAAACGGCACUCUCUAUAUUGACGGUGGCUUUGAGGUAUUUGUUGGGGAGAAUAACAAUGGAUCGCCAAAAGGUGAUCAAGUCCUGGGUUACAAUGAGUACCUGAUCACAGUUGAUAUGACCUCGUCGUGGAACUGGAAGACAAACAUAUCGAUGAUUGCUAAGAAUAAGACGGAAAACCCGAAUACCGGCACCCUGCCACCAACUUUAGUUCGUGGUGCUUUAUACGCCGGCUCAGAAGAUGACCCCAAUGUCUACUUGUAUGGCGGCACUACAUCGUACGUAAACACGAGUUUCCCAGGCUUCCAAUGGCCAGACUCUUCGCAGUAUGCAUUGUGGUCAUACGGGACAUUGGACAAAUCUUGGGGGCAGUACGACCUGUCAGUCAGUGCUCCUUAUCGGCCGGCCGGAGGAGCGUAUGCGGACGCAACAGAUCAGGGUCUAGCGUUCUAUAUGAACGGGUUUAUAGACAAUGGAACAUCGAGUGGACUUGAGCAUGAAUAUAACCUCAUGAGAUAUUUAGAUGGCCUUAUUGUCAUCGACACCACCACUCAGCAAGUCAAGAAUUUGUCCACUUCAUCGCUGGAAAACACGCCCCGUGCCAAAAGCGGCCUUGUCUACCUCCCCAAUGUCGGCACCAAGGGAGCUUUGGUUUCUAUGGGUGGAGUUACAAAACCGACAAGUGACAGCAGUGGGUCGAAUGAAGGGACAUACGUCAGCUUUAGCAAAAUCGAUUUCCUUGACAUCGCAUCCACCAAAAACGGCAAGUCCGACGGCACAUGGUAUAGCCAGACAGCUACUGGAGAGAUCCCGGAUCCAAGAACCGAUUUCUGCAUAGUUGCAGCCUCGGCACCAGACAACUCCAGCCACAAUAUCUAUCUUUAUGGUGGCAGGGGAGCCAACGACCUCUAUGACCAGAUCUAUGUUCUAUCUAUUCCCUCUUUCACAUGGAUGAAAGUGGCCGAGGGUAAAUCCCCUCGCUACGGACAUACAUGCCAUGUUGUUGGCCAGAAACAGAUGGUAACAGUAGGCGGAGAUGCAUCUUGGGACUUGGUCACCGGAUGUGAUUGGGAGCUAAAAGGUCUUGCUAUCAUGGACAUGAGCACCUUUGAAUGGGGUAGUGUGUACAACGCAUAUGCGGGCAAUUAUCAGGUUCCAUCACAGAUUUAUAGUGUGAUUGGCGGCAGCUCAACGGGAGGCGCCAACUCCACGCCUUCGGCUGGAUUCAGCACCAACCAGAUCGCAACUUUCUUCAAUCAGCCCGGGAGCAGCAGCAGCAAUACAACAACAUCUAGUGCGACAUCCGCCAAACAGAAGAGCGGCCAUAUAAGCGGCGGCGCGAUAGCCGGCGCGGUGAUUGGUUCUGUGGUCGGUGCAGCCCUAAUUAUCAUACUGGCUAUCUUCCUCUUCCGCAGACGUAAAAAUCAACACACCACCAAAGAACAAGAUAUGUCACCCGUUCUUGUUGAAGCCCCAUCCGAUGGCAAACCCGCAAGAUUUGGUGGAGCUCUUUUCCGCAAUCGUGGGCGCGCCGCGGAACUAGCAACCACCAGAAACUCAAGCAUUGUGCCGUCUUCUGCUACAUAUGUGCACUCUGAUUCCGAAACCGGGGUCUUACCUGUGUCGCCUGCCCGGAACCAUCAGGCACAGAGUCAUCAGCUCGCGAGUACGCCAUUGCAUGAGAUGGAGGGUGGGCAGUUGCCCUCGGAACUACCCGGAGAGUUUCAUCCUUUUGCAAAACGAUAA
This is a messenger RNA of Penicillium soppii, 1869 nucleotides long. Its product is annotated as putative cell wall anchored protein. The record is from RefSeq and is a predicted model, not a curated record. The transcript is spliced from 5 exons. Gene Ontology annotation, molecular function: protein binding. The coding region runs from base 1 to 1869 and encodes 622 amino acids. NCBI's taxonomy places the organism in Eukaryota, Fungi, Ascomycota, Eurotiomycetes, Eurotiales, Aspergillaceae. Gene Ontology annotation, cellular component: cell cortex of cell tip.